GUCCAACUCACUUCAAACCCCACACUAAUAAAUGGUCUCCCUCCUCUCUCCUCCUUACACCACCACCACCACCAACCACCAUUAUCGCCACCCAAUUGUCCCGGUGAUUCGUCCAUAUGGCAUCGCUUUCUGUGAAAUUUCUGGCACCCUCAUUGCCAAAUUCAGACCGGUAUAAGUCUACGCUCUAUGCCACUCCUCCACAGACGGUGGCACCGACAGCGGCAGAGGCGGCAGAGGUCGACGCCAUGAGGCUGGAGCCGAGAGUGGAGGAGAGAGAAGGGUAUUUCGUAUUGAAAGAGAAGUUUAGGGGAGGUUUAAAUCCUCAGGAGAAGGUGAAGUUGGAGAGAGAACCCAUGAAAUUGUUCAUGGAAAAUGGUAUUGAUGAACUUGCUAAGAUUCCAUUUGAUGAGAUUGAAAAAUCGAAGGUCACUAAGGAUGAUAUUGAUGUGAGGCUCAAGUGGCUUGGUCUCUUUCAUAGGAGGAAGCAUCAGUAUGGUAGAUUCAUGAUGAGGUUGAAACUCCCCAAUGGAGUGACAACAAGUGCUCAAACUCGAUACCUAGCAAGUGUUAUAAGGCAAUAUGGGGAGGAGGGUUGUGCCGAUGUGACUACAAGGCAAAACUGGCAAAUUCGUGGAGUGGUUUUGCCUGAUGUGCCAGAGAUACUAAAAGGACUUGAAGAAGUUGGGUUGACAAGCCUGCAGAGUGGGAUGGAUAAUGUGAGGAACCCAGUUGGGAACCCUCUUGCUGGGAUUGAUCCAUAUGAGAUUGUGGACACAAGGCCUUACACCAACUUGCUCUCGCAGCUUAUUACUGCUAAUUCACUUGGCAAUCCGGCUUUCACCAACUUACCAAGGAAGUGGAAUGUGUGUUUAGUGGGCUCUCAUGAUCUUUUCGAGCACCCCCACAUCAAUGAUCUCGCCUACAUGCCUGCCACGAAGAAUGGACGGUUUGGAUUCAAUCUGCUGGUGGGUGGAUUUUUCAGCCCCAAGAGAUGUGCAGAGGCAAUUCCUCUUGAUGCCUGGGUUCCAGCAGAUGAUAUACUUUCAGUGUGCAAAGCAAUAUUGGAGGCAUACAGAGAUCUUGGUACAAGAGGAAACAGGCAAAAGACCAGAAUGAUGUGGUUGAUUGAUGAGCUUGGCACAGAAGCAUUCAGGCAAGAAGUAGAGAAGAGAAUGCCCCAACAAGAGCUAGAAAGGGCAUCUUCAGAAGACCUAAUUCAGAAACAAUGGGAGAGAAGAGAUUACCUUGGUGUUCAUCCACAGAAACAGGAGAGCUUCAGCUACGUUGGUCUUCACAUUCCAGUUGGUCGUGUCCACGCAGAUGACAUGGAUGAGCUUGCUCGUCUAGCAGACGAAUAUGGCUCAGGUGAACUCCGACUCACUGUGGAACAAAACAUCAUAAUCCCAAACAUUAAGAACUCGAAACUUGAUGCUUUACUUAAAGAGCCUCUUUUGAAGGACAGGUUUUCACCCGAACCGCCUCUUCUCAUGAAAGGUCUAGUAGCUUGCACUGGCAAUCAGUUUUGUGGGCAGGCCAUUAUUGAGACUAAAGCACGGGCAUUGAAGGUUACUGAGGAGUUGCAACUGCGAGUGUCUGUGACUCAACCUGUGAGGAUGCAUUGGACAGGCUGCCCAAAUACUUGUGGGCAGGUUCAAGUGGCAGAUAUUGGAUUCAUGGGGUGCAUGACAAGGAAUAAGAAUGGGAAAGUUGUUGAAGGGGUUGAUGUGUUCUUAGGAGGGAGAAUUGGAAGUGACUCGCAUUUGGGGGAUGUUUAUAAGAAGGGUGUACCUUGUGAGGACUUGGUGCCCUUGGUAGUGGACAUUUUGGUUAAUCACUUUGGUGCUGUCCCAAGAGAGAGAGAGGAAGGGGAAGACUGAUAUCCUACCGAGAGGUUUACUAGAGAUCAGAAAUUAUUGAAGAAACAAUAAAAUAUUUCUUUUGUUCCUUCCAGGCUAUCGAAAAAUAAAGAAAUGAU
Messenger RNA from Ilex paraguariensis (yerba mate), 1975 nucleotides. The record is from the annotation of a GenBank genome assembly. Lineage: Eukaryota; Viridiplantae; Streptophyta; Magnoliopsida; Aquifoliales; Aquifoliaceae.